Messenger RNA from Hippopotamus amphibius kiboko, 703 nucleotides. RefSeq names its product chromosome 9 C11orf97 homolog (gene C9H11orf97). The coding region runs from base 39 to 407 and encodes 122 amino acids. The record is from RefSeq and is a predicted model, not a curated record. The transcript is spliced from 4 exons. Lineage: Eukaryota; Metazoa; Chordata; Mammalia; Artiodactyla; Hippopotamidae. Gene Ontology annotation, cellular component: ciliary base.
GCCAGCCGGCAGCCCACCGCGAAGAAGCCCCCGGCGGCAUGAGGGGAGAGGAGGCGGUGACCGCGAUGGCGGUGCCCGAGGCGGGCCGCGACGGGGAGCAGUCUCGGCCGCCCGCGGGCCUGGGGUGCGGGGCUCGCGGGGAGCCCGGAGGCGGCGGCUCCCGCAAGCAGUGGAAGAAAUUUUUAUAUUGUGAGCCACAUAAGAGAAUUAAGGAAGUACUGGAAGAAGAACUUUAUUUUAAGAGAGAUGAAUGUCACAUUAAACAUCCACCUGCAGUGGCCCUGGAAGGGAUUUGGAGCAUUAAAAGGAAUCUCCCUGUGGGAGGCUUGAAGCCAGGACUGCCGAGCAGAAACAGUUUACUGCCACAAGCCAAGUACUAUUCGAGGCACGGAGGGCUGAGAAGAUAAGAUGAAUAACUUUUCCAUUGAGAAGAAACCUCUUUCUCCUGAUGUCUGAAAAAACAGAAGAAAUACAUGUUUGUUUCACAGUUUAGAUGUGUUAAAAAAAAAGUAUAUUAGCCUGCAAUUCCUAUUAUUGGUAUUAGUUCCUGUCUAUAAAUGAGUCCAAAGCAAUGAAAGACUAUUGGUAAAGUUUGCUAAGCACCUGAAAACCAUGGAGGAAAAUAUAUUUAUUUUUAGUUGUCACAGUUGGAAUACAUUGGGCUUCUAACUCAGCUUAUUUUAUUAAAUAUGUCAAAUAUGAU